GUUUCAAAUAUAGCAAAGAUGAUUCCAUCAUCCAUGCGCCGCUAGGUGUCAUUACACCACUUAUCCACCUUGUAUAUUUAUAUAGUGCCAGAAAACAAAACCCUAACCCUGUUUCAAAUCUUUGUUCUUAAAACCAAUGGAUUCCCUCAACAAAAAAGGGAAGAUGACCCCAAAUUUUAACACCACUCCUCCUAAAACCAUAAACGACAUGGUUACGGACCAAAUGUGUAACAAUCCAUGUUGUUUCUUUUGUAUCAUGAAAGAACCAGACACAUCUUUAAGAAGGUCUUGUUUAGCAACUUGUUUCAAUGAAAUGUCAGUUAUCAAUAGAGAUGACCAACAACAUGUUUUGGUGUUAAGUGGUUUGUGGAACAUAGCAAUGGCACAACCAGAUGAUCCUGAGUUUAUAUCCCUUGGUAUCUUUGAUUGCAUGGUGAGUUUACUCGAGAAAGGAACCAAUGAUAGAAGCUGGUUAUUUAGGGGUCAAAACAUUUACAUCCCUUACUAUACAGCUCAUGUUAUUGGUUCUUAUACUAUGAACAAGGUUGAGUUUGCAGAGAAAGCUGUAGUUGCUGGUGUUAUACCUCCAUUAAUGGAGCUUUUAAGAGGGAAGAUAAGUUGGGUUGAACAAAGAGUAGCUGUUCGAGCUCUUGGUCACCUUGCAAGCUAUGAAAGAACAUUUGAAGCUGUAGCUGCUUAUGAAGAAGAACUGGUGAGACUCACAAUGAACUUAGCUUCAACUUGUCUUGAUCAAGUGUAUACUAAGUUCGUUGGUGUUAAAGAUGAGAACAAAAGAUCAAAAUAUCAUUGUGAUUUGCUUACAAGAGGUGUUGGUGGUUUGGAAAUGGAGAACCGAAAAGCUGAAGAAUGGGCUAGCCAGUUACAGUGUUGGUCUUUGUACCUACUCAACUGUUUUGCUUGUAAAGAAAGAUCAUUGAACCUUAUUUGUAACCAAGGGUUCUUGGUUGAUUUAUGUGGGAUGUGGGGUGGAUUAGUGAACCAUUCAUCACCAGCUGGUGUGGGAUUGAUUAGAAUCUUGUGUUACAGCAAAUAUGGAAGACAAAGCAUCUCUGAAUCAAAACAAGUGUUGGAGAAUCUUUGUCAUCUUUCUAGAUCAUCAGAUGAUUGGCAAUACAUGGGGAUUGAUUGUCUGUUAUUGCUUCUCAAAGACAUAGAUACAAGGUACAAGGUUAUUGAGAUUGUCACCAUGUUUCUCAUCGAUUUAGUUGAACUCAAAAGCCUUGGUGAUAGAUCAAACUUGGGUGAAACCAUUACAAAAACCCUUCUUUUGGAUUAUAAACAAAGCAAAUUUAGAAUCAAGAAUAGCCAUGUCUUAAAAGCUCUGCAACAAACAUGGGAGUUGAAAGUAGAAAGAAGAAAGAGAGAAAAAACCAUGUCAGUUGAAAAAUUAGAAGAAAAAAGGGUGUUAGUGAACCUUAUAAAACAACAAGCUAACCAUGUGUUUUGGUUAGGUGAUGUAGAGGAAGCCAUAAAGAUGUAUAAUGAAGCCUUGGAUACAUGUCCUUUGAAGCUUCGUAAAGAAAGAAUGGUACUUUAUAGCAAUAGAGCUCAAUGUUAUUUACUACUUAGAGACCCUGAUGCUGCCAUUAGAGACUCAACUCGAGCUCUUUGUCUCUCUAACCCUACUAAUUCUCAUGGUAAAAGCUUAUGGAGAAGAUCACAAGCUUAUGAUAUGAAAGGGUUAGCUAAAGAGAGCUUAAUGGAUUGUAUAAUGUUCAUCAACUCAGUAACCACUACCACCACCAACAAGCGUGUGAAGAUCCCAUACUAUGCAGCUCGUAUGAUCAGCAAACAGAUGGAAGCCACGUGGUUGUUUGUCAAUGCGAAGUCCAAGUUCACCAGAUCAGACGAUGAUUAUGAGAUAAGUAGCAAUGAAGAUGAUCAUCAGCUAGAAUGUGAUGAAAUGAUGAGGCAAAUGAUGAUGAUGAUGAUGGAGAAGAAAAGUAUAGCAUCUGGUCUGUCCACCAUAAUUGAAGAACCUUUGAUUGCAAAGGGAAAAAAUUGGAGAGAGAUGGAAAGAGCAAGAAGGAGAAACAAAACAGCUUUUAAUGUCAUGGCUCGAUCAAUGUAAUAAACCACAGACUUAUAUAUAUAUCAUCAGUACUUCAUGUUGCAUUAAAGCAAUGAUGUAUUUGAUUCAGACACUGAAAAUGGAUUAGUCUUUUGAGUCAGACAA
Gossypium arboreum is the source of this 2197-nucleotide messenger RNA. RefSeq lists its product as uncharacterized. Gene Ontology annotation, molecular function: protein binding. The transcript is spliced from 2 exons. NCBI's taxonomy places the organism in Eukaryota, Viridiplantae, Streptophyta, Magnoliopsida, Malvales, Malvaceae. The record is from RefSeq and is a predicted model, not a curated record. The coding region runs from base 137 to 2092 and encodes 651 amino acids.